Molecule: messenger RNA, 1248 nt
Organism: Macrosiphum euphorbiae (potato aphid)
Lineage: Eukaryota; Metazoa; Arthropoda; Insecta; Hemiptera; Aphididae
Source: the annotation of a GenBank genome assembly
AUGAGAAUGAGCGACAUGACCGUGUGCCCUGUGGCCAGCCGACAAUCGUUCUUCGACUCGUUCACCGUCGUCUCCAAAGCCAUCGGACAGUUAGAAAAACUUAUGUCCGGCAAACAAACCGAAAAUGAAUGGAAGAGCUCGCAGUGCAAUUCUGUGACUUCGUCGGCCAAAAAGAACCACAAGAAAGAAAACUCGCUGUUGAAAUUCUUGGCUUUGAACGCUCUUGAGUUGAGCGCACCCGCCAGUGAUGUAUUGCUGCGCAACAACAGCACGGCCGGGACGGCAACUGAUACCGAAGUGCGAAGUGUCAAGUCUCAGGAAACAGCGGCCACCAACGUCCAGUCGGCCACCUGUAGAUCGGCCGCGGGCGUCCCGCAACAACAGUCGUGGUUCCAGCUGUCCGGACAUCCGGACUGUUUCGCACCCGCCGGUCUGGGCACGAUAUGGAAGAAGUGCAGUGGCGGCACCGAGCGAGACGUGUACGAAGCCCUUUCCAACGAGCCAAGUCUUCAGGACAUCGUGCCCAAGUAUUACAGGGAAGUCGAGUACAACGGACAGACGUUCAUCGAGCUGCAAGACCUGCUGUACGGCUUCCGGGACCCAAACGUCAUGGACAUCAAAAUGGGCACGCGCACUUUCCUCGAGUCGGAAGUGAAAAACUCCUCGGCGCGACAAGACCUGUACCUCAAGAUGAUCGCCGUGGAUCCCGAAGCACCGAAUGCCGAAGAACGCGAGUUGCAAGCGGUCACAAAACUACGAUACAUGCAGUUCAGAGAAGAACAGAGUUCAACGUGCAGUCACGGUUUUAGAAUUGAAGCUAUGAAGUUUCGAGGUUCUCCACCCGUAACGGACUUGAAGACUGUGAAGAGCGACGAAGAGGUGAACAACACUCUUGCUUUGUUCCUGGGUGACCGCCAUGACAUCAAACAAAGGCUGGUCGCCAGACUGAAUGAAAUACGGUCGAAAUUGGAUCGUUCUCAUUACUUUAAAACUCAUGAGAUUGUGGGUAGCAGUAUCUUGAUUAUAUACGACGAUACUAAGAUCGGCGCUUGGCUGAUUGACUUUGCCAAAACAAGACACGUACCCGAGAGCACAGUACUUACCCACAGACGACCAUGGGUGCCUGGAAACCACGAGGAGGGCUUCUUAUUCGGUCUCGAUCAUCUCAUAGAGUCAACUGAGAAUUUACAUACACCUGUCUCAAAAGAUUCUGUAGCGCCGUCGAGCUCUAUUAAAGUGGAAACUUGA